Molecule: messenger RNA, 1512 nt
Organism: Enterobius vermicularis (human pinworm)
Lineage: Eukaryota; Metazoa; Nematoda; Chromadorea; Rhabditida; Oxyuridae
Source: the annotation of a GenBank genome assembly
AUGAUUGGGAAGGCUAAGCCGCUUUUAGGUGGGGCACCAACAACGUCAGCGCCUCUAUUUGGCGCAGGGCUGACAACUUCUGCUCCACUUUUCGGGUCGACCACAACGACAGCAUCGUCACUUUUCCCCGCAAAAACGACAGGAUCUCUCUUUGGAGCAACAACCUCUGCUCCUUUAUUUGGGGCAUCGACGUCGGGUACAUUGUUUGGUAGUAGUACUGCCCCGACCUUUACUUCAACAGGAGGACUCUUUGGGCCCAAGCCCGCCGCAAGUGGAUUUAGUUUUCCAUCGACGUCUGCAAAGCCUGGAGGUCUGUUUGGAACAGCACAAGCUCAGCCGACAGUUCAAACGUUGCAGGACGUUAUUCAAAAUUCUGAAUUCCUUGUUCGAUCGCUUACUGCACCAGAUUUAUAUGGUGAUGAAAGGGACACAGUCAUGGUAAAGCUGAACCAGCUAUUGGCAGCCUGUGGUAUUGGUAACGGAUACUUUAAGGCUGACCAGCAACCAGUUGCUUAUAAUGCUAAUGGGCCUUUCUAUCGUUUCAAAGCAAUUGGUUACAACAGAAAGAGUGAGUAUCGCGAAAGUGACGGCAUUGUGGCGUUAACGCUUAAUGUAAAUUAUGACCAACUUUCUACAAAUGCACAACGUCAAAAAUUGACAGAUGCACUUAAUGUUAUAGUUGGGAACAAUACAAACGUUAGAACUCAUCUGGAGUCAAUUCGUCCACUCCCAGGAGAAAAUGCCACUGAGGUGCUGAUAUACGUGACGGAGAAGGGCAAAGGGAGAAUAUCGUGUAGAGAACUUUGUGCUUACUUUAAACAACCAACCCAAGAAGGGCAACUAAAAAAUCAACUAUGUGUUACUGAUGUAGUUGCACGAUCUUCGAUGGAUGAUGCUAAGUUACGGGUUUAUUUAGAAACUCCUCCUGCUGGGUUUGAUGCUCAAGUGUGGAAGCAGGCUAUCAGAGAAAAUCCUGAUCCUGAAAGGUUAAUCCCGUAUCCCAUCCGUGGAUUUGAACAAUUGCGGAAGCGACAGAAACUCCAAUCUGCUGAGGUGCGGUUGGUGGAAAAAGCGAUUGAGGGCUUAAAACAACGGUUGGUUUCUGUUAACAGCGAAGUAGCGGGAGGCAGCAGCCGCUAUUCUGUUUGUAGGCAGCGUCAGAAAGAGCUCUCGUAUAGACUUUUACGUUGCUUGACUAUGCAAACACUUGUACAGAGAUACAGCGUUGCUGUUGACGUUAGGGAAGAGAAGUUAGAGUCACGGUUGGAAGCUUUGAAUGCUGCGUUAGUUGCACCAAAUCAGAUAAAGAAUCGAAUUGCUAAUUUACUGGUCUUUCUGCGUACGAACAGCGAGCUUCUAAAAACAUGGCGAGAGCCCACGAUAUCCUUAAAAGAUGAUGAAGCGGCCCAGAUAAAAAAAUAUCUGUCGAGAUGCCAACAAGCUUUGGAGGCCAUUGUGUCUGUUGUAAAUAGCAACUUAGAAGAUUUGAAGCUAAUGGGUGCUCAGUUUUGA